Staurois parvus is the source of this 390-nucleotide messenger RNA. The record is from the annotation of a GenBank genome assembly. NCBI's taxonomy places the organism in Eukaryota, Metazoa, Chordata, Amphibia, Anura, Ranidae.
AUGCAGACUGCUUCUUCAAACAUUUGUGAAAGACUGUGCAAUAAGUCCAUCCGUGAAAUUUCCUUGCUACUAAAUAUUCCACGGUCAACUGUUAGUGGUGUUAUAACAAAGUGGAAGCAACUGGGAACAACAUCAACUCAGCCACAAAGUGGUAGGCUUCGCAAAAUGACAGAGUGGGGUCAGCGCAGUGUGCAGAAGUCGCCAACUGUCUGCAGAGUCAAUAGCUAAAGACCUCCAAGCUCGGUGUAGCCUUCAGAUUAGCACAACAACAGUGCAUAGUUUCAUAGAAUGGGUUUCCGUGGUCAGCAGCUGCAUUUAAGCUUUACAUCACCAAGUUCAAUGCAAAGCGUCGGAUGCAGUGCUGUAAAGCACACCGCCACUGGACUCUAG